Molecule: messenger RNA, 1239 nt
Organism: Fusarium redolens
Lineage: Eukaryota; Fungi; Ascomycota; Sordariomycetes; Hypocreales; Nectriaceae
Product: glycoside hydrolase
Exons: 4
Coding region: 1-1239 (412 amino acids)
Biological process (GO): chitin catabolic process; carbohydrate metabolic process
Cellular component (GO): extracellular region
Molecular function (GO): chitinase activity; chitin binding
Source: RefSeq, a predicted model, not a curated record
AUGUGGGAGUCUGGAAAUGCAUAUUCCCUUGUUAACACUGUCAGGGGCAUCUAUGGCAGAAGCUUUUACCCUCAGGACAUCGACAUAUCCCACAUCUCUCACGUAUUCUACGCAUUCUUGGGUGUCAAACCCGAUGGGACAGUAUACUCCAGAGACGAACAUGCCGACUUUAUGGCACAAUUUGAGGGAGAUAGCUACGAAGAACAUAAAAGGAAUGCCUACGGAUGUGUGAAGCAGCUCUUCCUGUUAAAGAAAUCCAACCGUCACCUCAAGACUCUCCUUUCCAUCGGCGGGUGGGGAGCCGGGCCUACGAACUUCAGCUCUGCCGCAAGCACGCCUGAAAAUCGUGCCAGAUUCGCCUCGACUUCGGUCCACUUGAUGUGGAAUUUGGGUUUCGACGGUGUCGAUAUCGAUUGGGAGUUUCCGGAUGAUGCAAUCGAUGCUACCAAUUUUGUUCUCCUCCUUCACACUAUACGGGAUGAACUUGACUUAUAUACAAGGAAGUUCGCCUCUGGCCAUCGUUUCCUACUGUCCAUUGCCGCCCCUGCUGCUCCUGAGCAUUACAAAAACCUUCAUCUGAACAGCAUAGGUGGAAUUGUUGACCAAAUCAACCUCAUGGCCUAUGACUACUCUGGAAGCUGGGAUCAUAUCAGUGGUCAUAACGCCAAUCUUUUCCCGUACAAACGUGAUGUCAAAACGCUCAAUAUCGACUAUACCCUCAAGGAAAGCUUUGAAAUGGCGAUCAAUACCGACUAUGCUAUCAAGGACUACCUUGAAGCUGGGGUGCCCGCUGAAAAGAUUGUCCUCGGCAUGCCUGUCUUCGGCCGCUCCUUUGAAGAUAACUUGGGUCUUGGAAAGACCUUUAACGGUGUUGGAAAAGGUUCCUGGGGAGAGCGAGGUGUCUGGGAUUACAAGACACUUCCCAAGGAAGGCGCUAUAGUCAUGUACGACCCAAAUGCCCAAGCUUCCUAUAGUUAUGACGAGAGAAAACGCGAAUUAAUCUCCUACGACACUCCGUACACAGUUCAGAAAAAGGCGGAAUAUGUGCUAGAGCAUGGCCUCGGCGGAAGCAUGUUCUGGGAGGCUUCUGCGGACAAGCAGGGAGACGAGUCCCUUAUCGGCACAAGCUAUCGCACCUUGGGGAGCCUGGAAAUGACAGAGAACUGGCUGGAUUAUGCGAAUUCGUACUUUGACAAUAUUGCGACAAAGAUGGGUGGGGACUAUGAUCGCUAUGUCUGA